Sipha flava (yellow sugarcane aphid) is the source of this 1206-nucleotide messenger RNA. RefSeq names its product FERM domain-containing protein 4A-like. The record is from RefSeq and is a predicted model, not a curated record. The transcript is spliced from 6 exons. The annotation marks the transcript as partial. Lineage: Eukaryota; Metazoa; Arthropoda; Insecta; Hemiptera; Aphididae. Gene Ontology annotation, biological process: establishment of epithelial cell polarity.
GCCGUUCGCUAUCGGAGUGAGCGAAAGGGAAUGAGAGAGAGGUGAUCGUUAACGGGUUAUCCCCACCCCUCGUGGCCCGCUCAUACACACGCUUCCGUUCCGACCCCUUCCACGGCACGUAUUUCUGUUCGUCGUUGCCGGACAAUAACAAUACAUCGCGCACCAUAGAUAACGCGUAAUGCGAACCGAUUAAUUUAACAAUUAUCGUUCUGCUAUUGUUUAGGCCGUGCCCGUGCUCAGUCGGACGCGAAGCAAGUGCGACGCCGACGCGGUUGUUCUCGAUCGUCGUUCACUUCGCGCGAACCGUUCGUCCCUCUGGAACAUCCAGCACCGUCCUUACCUGCCCGUAGCCAACACGUUCUGCUGCCCCCGGACCCCGUAGUACGAAAACGUGCGCUGGUCUCGCGAUGCGUUUGAAGGAUCAUGAUGGAAUGCGCCGCUGCUAAUAGAGUCGCUGACGACGCGAUGGUCGCGAGCCUACAGUCCAGGCGCAAGGCCUUGGAGGCCAAGAUCACCGAAAAGAAUCGUGAACUGAAACGGUUAUGCAUACAGGAAGCAGAGUUGACAGGCAGCUUACCGCCGGAAAUACCGUUAGAUCCUGGCGAAACGCCCCCUACGUUCCGCCGACGGGUCGGAACAUCGUUUACUUAUCCGGAGAAUUUGAUCAACAAAUUGAAAUUCAAAGAGGAAGAGUCGGUCGCUUCACUUGAACUUGAGUAUAAAAUCCAAAAAGGAAUCGCUGAAGCAGCACUGGGACUUGCAAAUGAUGAGACUGCUAAUAAAUCUGUUAGACGUAAACAUAGAAUGAUGUACCAACAAAGUCAACAACGAUUGGCUGAACUUGAAACAAGAAUAAAUCUGUGCAACAAUCAAAAAGUAAAAAAGAAGCCUCGUCCUGAAAGCAGUUAUACAACAGAUUUUGUGAACAAUCAUUGUGUGACUGAUGGUAGUUUUGUGGUACCUAAAGAACCAAAUUUGUUAUCUUUAAAUCCAAAAGUCUUGCCUCACAAAAAUAAUUUAAGACAAUCUCAAUCUUACAACAAAUUUCCUGGUCAAAGAAGUUCUCAUGACUCAAGGAUUUCUAAUACAUGGAAUACUCAUGAACACAUAUCAAAUUCUAAUAUGCAGCCAAUUUUGUUGCCGAGAUCAACAAUAAGUCUGGAUAAAGAUCAUGUUACUUAUCCUAAAGAUAAUGGUAUAUUUUUU